This is a messenger RNA of Naumovozyma dairenensis CBS 421, 3444 nucleotides long. It is a transcript of the gene PSD2, whose product is annotated as phosphatidylserine decarboxylase 2. The coding region runs from base 1 to 3444 and encodes 1147 amino acids. The transcript has a single exon. Gene Ontology annotation, biological process: phospholipid biosynthetic process. Gene Ontology annotation, molecular function: phosphatidylserine decarboxylase activity. The record is from RefSeq and is a predicted model, not a curated record. Lineage: Eukaryota; Fungi; Ascomycota; Saccharomycetes; Saccharomycetales; Saccharomycetaceae.
AUGAGACUUACGAAUAGACAUCGAAAUGGACAGAAAUCGAGGAAAUCUGUGUUGACAUUGAAAAUCCAAGUCAUUCAAGCACGUAAUAUAGAUAUAAUUAAGAAAUUUGACUGUAGCCCUGUUUGUUUUGUUGGCACUAAUAUCAAUUCUUAUGCAAAGACUAAUAAACUUAAGAAUUCGAAUACAAAAUGGAACGAAUCCAUUAAAUUAAAACUACCGAGAAACCCAAACUCCGAGUGGUUGCAUCUUGCCAUGUAUGAUGCCCUUCCUCCAAUUGAUCAACAUAUAUAUAAUAAACCACUGUAUCCUUCAUCUAUGUUAUUGAAUUCUCCAUCGGUUAGUACAAUUUCCUUAAAUUCACAGAUAUCAUCUUCUAGGCAUGGGAACGAAAGCAAUACUCGAGAUAAUAUAUCGCCAACAAACACCAAUUUCAACAGAGAAAUAGACUCUACACAGUCGUAUUCCAAAACAAGUAAUUACUUAUAUAUAGGGGAAGUUAGCAUAUCUUUGUUAGACCUUUUCCAGAACGCUGAUUCUUCCACGAGUUAUACUUUUCAGAUAGCGCCUAAAUGGUUUACACUAUAUGAUAAAAGAAGAGGCAAAAAUAAGGAUCUACCAGUAGGUGAUAUUAAAUUAGGAUUUCUAUUAGAAUCAAGCUCGAAGCAUAAGGUAACAUUUAAGGCAUUCAAUGAAUGGAAAAGUCAAUUGAUAGGCAAUCUAGAAAGUAGGAAAUUUCUACAUGAUGCUAGAUCCUCUCGAACGUCGGUACAUAACCUAAAAUCUAUUUCUGAAGAUAAGAUUAUGAACGACAUAAAUGAGGGUCAGCCGUAUACUCGUAGCUCAAAUGAUGAUAGUCUUCAACUUACGAGUAGCUCCAAUUCACAGGAUCAAAUAAAUCAGGUAGAAAGUGUCCUUGAUACCGAUCAUGAUUUGAUUUCAGUUGCUAGUUCCAUUUUUGAACAGAAUGAUGAAGAUGAAGAUGAGGAUGGAGACUAUGACGACGAUGAAAAUAGUGAUUAUGAUACUUCUCGCUUUGAUUUAGGAAAUGGUAAUCGUCAAUUAGAAGUCGUCGGUGAUGAAGACAUUGAUCCAAUUUCUGAAAGUGAAGAUAUUAAUGAUGAACUGGAGAUGACAGAACUUGCAGAAUUAUAUCAAUUGGAGGGAGCAGCGCUUGAUCUUCGAUCCAUGGUGACUGCUCUUGAUGAGUAUGACGUCGUGUAUCCGAAUAAUAAAAUGUAUGAACCGCCGGAACAUAAAGAAAAAAGAAAUGAUAUAUCUGACGUCUAUCCCUCAUAUGCCAGCAGUUACAAAGUGGCCGACGAUGAAGAUGAAAAGGCUACUUUAGAAGAAAGCCGAAGUAUCAGCUUCGAUUCCAUUGGUAAUCGUUUUUUGCACCUCAAGAGAAGAAAAAGGAUUGGGAUGGGAAAGAAAUCUUUGAUGCCACAUAAUAGACAUACAACUUUUCACGUCUCCAAGAAAUUGCAUGCUACUGGUAUGAUCUUUAUAAAACUUGAUAAGAUAAGAAACUUGCCUCAGCUGCGAAAUAAAAUAUCAAGAACAAAUUACUUCAUGGACCCUUUUAUUAUUACAACUUUUGGUAGAAGAGUUUUCAAAUCUUCUUGGAAAAAACAUGACUUGAAUCCUAUCUUUAAUGAAUAUAUUGUAUUUGAAAUUUAUCCUACAGAAAUGGACUACGGAUUUCAUUUCAAGGUAAUAGAUAAGGAUUCCUUUUCUUCAAACGAUGAAAUUGCGGAAUGUAGUUUGACAUGGAAGGAAAUGAUAAAUUCCCAAGCUACGACCCCAGAAUGGAGCAAGUUUGAAUUACCAUUAAUUAUGAAUGACCAUUUAUUAGUUGAUAAUAUAAAUCCGCUUCUAUCCAUAGAUGUCAAGUUUAUCCCUUAUCAACAAUUAAUAAAGUACUUUUGGGAACAGUCUGUACCGAUGCAGACAUAUAAAGAAAAUUACGAUAUUAUUGAUUUAAUGAUGUAUCUCGAGCAGCUUGGCUCAUUUUCAGAUGAAGACGCCUUGGACUUUUUCAGAUAUUUUGGCAAAUUAGCAUGGAAGGGGGAAACUUUGACUCGGAAGCAACUGAUUGAAGGUUUCCAGACGUGGAACAAAACAGCUAAUUUUAGACAUGUUUGGAAAUGUCCUAGUUGUUUUCGGUCCUGCCAUCCGACAAGAGGAACGCGUAAUUCUAAAUUAAUAAUAGAAAAUGACUUAAUUUCACAUUUUGCAAGAUGUACAUUUUCCAUCUCACAUAGAAUAUUACAACCUUCAUAUGUAUCAAGUUCUUUUGCGUCGAAACGUUGGUUUUCAAAGAUGUUAAUCAAAUUGACUUAUGGGAAGUAUGUUCUGGGCUCUAAUAACGCCAAUAUAUUAGUGGAGGACAGAGAUACAGGGAUCAUUAUAGAAGAAAAGAUUAGUGCGCAUGUGAAGUUAGGAAUGCGAAUUAUUUAUAAUGGUAAAGGUAAGGAGUCUAAGAAAUUCAAGUCAUUGUUGAAAUCGAUGUCUAUUCGCCAAGGGAGAAAAUUCGAUAGUCCUGUCUCGGUGAAACAAAUCAAACCUUUCAUAGAAUUCCAUUCACUAGACCUUUCUGACUGUUUAGAUACCGAGUACAAGACCUUCAAUGAAUUCUUUUAUAGGAAAUUGAAACCUGGGAGCCGUUUGCCUGAAAGCAAUGACCCAAGGGUACUGAUUUCUCCAGCUGACUCUAGGUGCACGAUGUUUUCAACAGUUCAUCAAUCGAAGGAAAUAUGGAUUAAAGGUGAUAAAUUCUCUAUUGGCCGUUUGACUCAAAAUCAUCGUUUAGAUAUGUUUAAUGACAAAUCAUGUAGCUUAGGAAUUUUCAGAUUGGCACCUCAAGAUUAUCAUAGGUUCCAUUCCCCCUGUAAUGGUAAGAUUCUUAAACCGAUUUAUGUUGAAGGUAAUUAUUAUACUGUGAAUCCGAUGGCAGUUCGUAGUGAGCUAGACAUUUUUGGAGAAAAUGUUAGAGUCAUUGUCCCAAUCGAAUCACCAGAAUUCGGUACGAUACUUUUUAUACCUAUCGGUGCUAUGAUGGUAGGUUCUAUUAUUUUGACUGUAGAAGAAAGUGAAACAGUUGUGCGUGGGCAAGAGUUAGGCUACUUCAAAUUUGGCGGAUCAACCAUUGUCAUUGUCAUUCCUUCUCAAAAGGUCAUUCUUGAUUCUGAUUUAUUAAAGAAUUCUAGUGAAGGUAUUGAGACUCUAGUUAAAGUAGGUAUGAGUAUUGGUCAUACUGGAGAUAUUUUAGAAUUGAAACGUAAGCGUAUUAAAAUAGAUGAUCCCAAACAGAUUGAACAGAUCAAACGUACGAUAAGUGUGACCGAUGAAAAUGCCGAGCAACUAGGGAACGUACCAUGGCAAUAUCAUGAAUAUCGGAAGUUUAUUGACGAAAAUGUAGAUAGUUCAACCGAUGACAUUAGUUGA